This is a messenger RNA of Trypanosoma rangeli, 5322 nucleotides long. RefSeq lists its product as uncharacterized. The transcript has a single exon. The coding region runs from base 1 to 5322 and encodes 1773 amino acids. The record is from RefSeq and is a predicted model, not a curated record. Lineage: Eukaryota; Euglenozoa; Kinetoplastea; Trypanosomatida; Trypanosomatidae.
AUGGUACGCGACGCCAGCACGAAUUGGCUCUUGUUGUUGCUCGAGAGGCUCCGACGCGCCGCCGCUCAGCUGAAGUCCAGGCCAACAUAUGAGCAGGAUCAGGCAGAAUAUGCGGCAGCAGUGCAACUCCUCGAGCUUCAGGUGCUGGCGUUGGAGAGUGAUGAGUGGAGAGCUUUGGCGGGCAGCGGCGCCGUCGCCGAGGUGGUUGGCUUCGCGGUGGAGAGCGUCUUGGAGGACCCGCUCUCGUGCUUCGCCGUCCAGGCUUGGGCGGGAGCCAUGGAUGCUCUGCUGGCGCGGGCCAAUCCGGCUGUGAGCGCCGCCCAUCACGUUCCACGGCUGUGGGAUGCAGCGAAGCGUUUGGCGAAGGACCGCGGAGGCAACAAUGCCACGCUUCAAGCUGCGCUGACGCUCCUGCGAGUUGUUCUCAAGCGAUGCCCUGCAGAUGUUGACUGCGUCCCGCGGCACAACCUUCCCCACCCUGUCAAGACGGUGGCUGUCGCCCCGCGGGUGGCUGCUCUGGAGCUUCUUCCAUAUCUCAUUUUACAGCCCCACAAAUAUAUUCAGCAACAGCAGCAGCAGCAACGACAAAAGCAAUACGCACAGGAGGAGAGAACUGGGGGCGGCCCGACGCCGCCGUCGUUGUUGCUGCCGAGGCGGCCGCUUUUGGCUGCGGCUUGGCUAGAUUACCUGCGCAAGGCGAUGGCUUGCCCUCUUCUUGUGGUGCGCAAGAGGGCGGUGGAAAGCAUAUGUGAUUUGCUAAAGGGGGGCGUGGUGCUGGAGGCGUCCCAGUCUGCCGCCAUGCUUGACAUGCUGAUGAGUCUUGCCAAGUCUGAUGACAUCUCUUGCCGGCUUGAAAAUGACGUGGGUACAGCCAUCGGGUGCUUGUUGGCUGCCGCGCGGGAUGGAAUUGAUUGGACACGCUUUGCUGCAGCGACUGACGCUGAAUCUGCGGAUAUUAUCAGGCACAUGUUCAACCCUCGUGCAAUGAAUCAUGCGACGCAACGUGUUCUUUCAGUGGCCAUCGGGGAACUUUUACUGCAGACAGUUUCGUUAGAUUCAAUGGGGAGGGCUGUGAGCCGUCUUUUUGAGCUGCUGCAGCCGGUCCCGCACGAUGACCGCAUGUACAUGCCAACUAUUGUCUCUCGGGCCGUGCUGCUUUGGGCGUCGCGAGUGGGCUCCGACAUGUUCCGUGGAGCCGUUGUAAGGAGUCUUAUACGUUUUCUUGACGCCUCAUGUGCAAAGAGCGUUACACACACCGCAUUGUUGUGCGUCACCGGUGUAGUUCGUAUGGUUCUUGCAACGAGCGAGUUCGCGGCGGCGCUUUGGGCGCAGCUUCUGCGAAUUCCAAUGCGGCACCCAUCCCUUUUGCAAGUAACUAGCAGAGCCAUGGCGUGUCUGGCGCAGCACAAUGAAAUGUGUGGGCGGGCGCUACUGCGUGAUUUAUACACCGCAAGUAGUGAGGUGGAACCCGAUAAGCCUUUGUCACCGUCCUUUUCCCUGCACGCAAAAGCACUCCUCGUCAUGCCAGCAGAAUUUGUGCGACGGCGGUGCGUGUUGGAGAUUCUGCUUGAGAUUGUCGCCACUUUUAGUAUUGACAUUCCACCCACGGAGGUAAAGGGGUUUUUCUUGAGGCACGUGGAGUACUUUAAUCGACUUGCGCUUCUGCUUCUCAAGCACCAGCGUGGCCAGUUGUCCCCCGUCACUAUCGCUAACGUGCGGACGUCUGUGCGCGCAUUUUUGAGUCUGCUGGUCAGCAAUCCGUCUGGCACGUCACUGUGUGGGCAUGCGGCAAGUUCCGCCUGCGCCGUACUCAUGGAGGUUGGGGCAUCCGACACUGAGCUGAAACUCGUUGUUGCGCUGUUGGAGACACUUGACACGGCCAGUGUGUCGUUGCAGCGGGAUGUGCGGUCUGCGGCGUAUGCACUGCUCACCAGAGCGUCCUGGUCGGCCUGCACGGAUGGCACGGGCAGACGCGGUGUUGUAAUGCAGGCUCUUGCGGAUUUGUCUGGGGCAAACCGCAACAGUUUACCCUGCUUGGCGGAGGAGCAAGGCGACACCGCCGAGGUGGAGGGCGCACGACUCUUGGGUGUGGCGGCGGAGUGCCUUGACGAGUAUCAACGUCUCCUGCCGUCGAUGACGCAGAAGGCAGAGGCGAAUGCCACAUGGCACGCGGUGUGUCUGGUUGUUGCAGGCUGCACUGAGUGUGUGGAAGAGGGAUGCCGGAAGGUUGUGCUUGACAGUCUGCGGGAGUGGUGCGCUGCCGCCGAAGGAGAGCCAAUGGUGACGGCGUGGAACGUGCUGUGCUGCCUCAACUGCCUCUUUGUGCGGUGCGACAGCGCAUUGGAGUGGGUAACGGCUGAAGCGACGGAGUGGUUUACGUUUGUAGAGGACCAUUGGCUGUCCUCUAGUGUGUGGGCGGUGCGGCUCGCUGCGGCGCAGGUGUUGGCGCGCCUGGCGGCAAUUACCGGAAGGCGCGACGAAUUUACCUCCGUCGCCGUGAAAAACUUUAGCACCGGCGUGGAUGUCCACCAUAUCAGUGGCGUCCUCCUCGCGCUUGGCGAGAUGCACAGGACUGACAGCAGCGCCACAGCCUCCAUGGCAAUCUCAUUUGUGCUGCGUGUAUUGAAGCAGCACGGUGUGUGGGGGGAGACGGCAGUCGUGGCGGCGGCGCUGGUGGCGAUGACACGUAUGGUGCCACAUCACUCAGCGCAAGUCCAUGCCGUCGUCUCCACUGUUUUGAUGCCGCAACUCUUGUCACCUGCCACAACAGCAGCUGUCGACCCCUUCGUGUUGGUGCUUCUGCUCGAGCUGUUCCUGCUUGUGGUGCCGCACAUGCCUCCGGCGACACACCCCAGUGUGAGUAUUUGCGUCCGGGGCGUCGUAAGUGCCGUUGUCUCCUCUCGCGCACUCUCUGAGGAGGCCACCAGUGCCGUGCUGAACAUGCUGCGUCACGCCACGGCGGAACCUCAACGCCCACUGAUGAAGGUGAUGGCAAGUGUAGUAGCCACCUCUCCACCCGUGCUAGACCCCCUUGCUCUGAAAAAAGAGGUGUUGGGGUUGCUGGAAAGCAAUGGCUGCUCUAACGACCUCGUGUCCCGCGCGGCAGCAGACAUGAUGGGGGUUUGCUGCAGCGCCACCACGACUGUGAAUAGCCUUUGGAUGUCACUUGGGCGUCUGGCACAGAUGAUAGAUGCCGCAGCAUCGCUUGAAACCCGCCAUGCGUGGAUAAAUGUGGCACGCAUUGUGCUGCACGGUGCCGAUGGGGCGCACCUGGGUGCGUGUCAAGAAGAGAUGGAGCUGAUUAUGCGUGGGAAACCGGUGCAUCAGCCACAUGACGGAGAAGCUGUAGCACGUGAGCCGCUUGUGACGAGUGGCCGUGAGGAGGGAAUGGGUGGCUUGUCGGCAUCGAGGGAGAAGAAGGGGAACGAGGCGAAGGAUGGCGACGCCGCGAAGGCAGGGGUGGUGACCAGCGAGGUAGGUGCCAAGCUGGCAGUCCUGUCGCUGUUGACUGAAAUGGUGCAGCAGCCCCACCUCUGCGUGAGGUUGGAGGACGAACUGUUGGAGCGUCGUCUGCAUUUGCUCGUCUCCUGCGCCUCACUCGUGGAGGUGGAGCCACUGUUUAUUCGUCCCGCAGUGGACGCUCUGCUGGCAGUUGUGGAUAGGUAUGGCCAACGUGCAAAGGACGCCGCAACACCGUUUUUGACUCCUUGGCGCGUCGUGUUGGUGAGUGGCAUCCGGCGCAUCAUCCAGCGCUCUCUCUUCUGCUGUGCGGAGAGCUGCCAGCUUGCGGAGAGUUUCAUCCAGUGUAACUUGGCGGAUGACGCAAGUGUGCGUCGUGUGGUUGUGGCUCUGAGGACGCUGUUGGAGACGCUGGAGGGGUGCGAAGCGGACGACGACGCCGUUGCCCACGGCGGCUGCGGGCGCAUUAUUCUGGCGCUUUCGGCGUGCCGCACACAAGCGGUGGCUGCGCACUGGUUGCAGGCAGAGCAGGCGGCAUCGGAGGCAAUGGCGUCGAUGAGUGGGCAGGCGGCUGCGACUUUGGUAUGCAAUCGGCUGACAACGUCGCUGGCAAUGAUGCACGGAUUUAAGCCGGCGUAUGAUAUGAUCCCAACGCCGCUGGAUGACUGCGGCUACGCCACGCCCAACGACGCUCUUAGUAUGCUAGAGAAUAUGUGCUCCGCCCUGGAGGUCUUGGGCCCGACUGUCCGACACACAGCCGGAUGUCUCUUGUGUUUGCUGUUAUGCACCCCGGGUGUGGUACUGCGUCCCAUGCAGACGAUUGUGCCUCUGCUUUCUACAACGCACCAGGAGGCCAUGGUAAGCAUGGCAUUUGGGCUCCUUCUGCAGGAGGAUGAAGACGCUCUGAGCGACGAAGAUGCCACGCUUGUGCUGGAGAUCGCAGCAGCCACCAACUGCAGAAAGUGUGCCACUGAGGUGGAAUCACUGCUGCUGGUGCUGGCAACGCAUCAUCGGCCAUGUGUGGGCUCGCUCGCCAGUUUACGCCUGGCCGCUGAGGCGUCUUGCAGCGUUGACUCCAUGAACCUUGUUCUGCAGUCCCUUAACGUCGAUGUAUUGCUGGCAAGCAGCGAGCCCACAACGAUCACAACGGUGUACAUGCAGCACCUCUCAGGGGAGGAGCGACGGUGGAUGGCGCUCGAGAGCGCGUGUGGCUUUCUGCUGAUGCUGCUCAUCCAUUCCACAGACGAUCAGCAGCUACUCUUUGCGGGGUCGCGUGUCAUGCAUGCCGCACUCUCGCGCCUGAUGGAGGCUCUGGCGCAAAGCACUGACCCGUUGGGGUUGCUGCGGCGUGUCUUUCCUGCGAUGCCUCACGAUGUGCGUUUGUGCGGUACCGUUUUGGCGGCGUGUUCCUCGGCACGUCGCCCGGAGCUGCGGCGGCGGUGGGCGCCGUGUGUGGAGCACGCCCUGCUGUGCAUCAUUCACGCGGAAACGCUGCAGCAGGAGCAGCACAGUCCACAGGUGCUGGAACGCAUUCGACUCUUUAUUCGCGCCCUGCUGAUGUUGGUGGUGGAAGCGGGAACGACUUCUCACGCUGACGCGACAGACGAGGUGGGCUCGCACUACCCAGACGCCUGCGCUGUGCUGACGCAGCAGCUGAUGCACCUCUACUCGGAUGAGCUGAAGUCCAUCAUUCAAUCCCUUUCCAGUGAAGAGGCGGUGCUGCUGCGUCGACUCAUGCAGCUGAAGAGCCGUGGCGAAGCACCGCACGCAUCGCCUGCAGCGGUGGAGAGAGAGGCUCAGCAAAAGCGCACAGCGGCGGCUGUCCCGCAUCGUCUCAGCAUCAACCUGUCGUUGUACACUUGA